ACAUUUCAGAACAAACCCAUAUUCAAACACAAAAAAAUGAAAAUAAAGGGAUGACAAAUGUUAUUCACGUUACAAAUGCUACACUAUAUGAGUGCCAUUUUGCAACUGUGGGAGAAAAUGAGAUGCAUUCCUGGUUAAAUGCCUUCACUGAAUCGGUAAAACAAUACAGAGAAGGCACUAGCCCAGUUCAUACACUCUUAAAAAGACAAAACUGUAGACAACCUGAGACUGUGUCUAGUCCACACAUCAUAGCACGUGAAAAGUCUUUUAUUCGCUCUGUAUCAGAAAGGAGUGUUCGAAAAAAUGCAAAAGAUGAUGGAAAAAGUGUCUCCAAGCAGAACAUCAGUCAAAGAUGCCUUCUUCGUUUGAACUCCGUGAACACAGAAAAAGAGAAAAUCAAAGCAGUUUUUCUGGAACUGGACAAGAAUGGGAAUGGAUACUUGGAAGAGAGGGAGUUUGCUAUGACACUAAAAGAAUUUGGACUGGAUCUAAGCGAUUCAGAGAGUAAAGAAAUAUUUAGGAGUAUAGAUGCUGAUGGUGACGGGAAGGUUGCAUUCAAUGAAUUUUAUGACUAUUUUCUAGAAAAGAUCUUGAGCGAGGAUAAGUCUGCUUUGCUUAAGGCUUUUAAUGAGGCCGAUCGAGAAAAGAAGGGAGCAAUUAAUUUCAGAGAGUUUUCAGAGUUUGUGCGCGACAGACAUAGCACUAUCUGCCUUGAUAAAGUAUUGUCAACUUUUGACAAGUUAAGCAAAAAUGAUUGUAGCGGUGAACUAUCUUUCCAAGAUUUCCAGUGUAUGUCGAUUCUCGAUGACCUAGAUAUUUUUCCAGAUUCAACUGAAAAUUUUGAAGCUCUGCUUAAAUCAAGAUUUGAUUUAACAGAUCCAAAAAAUCUUAGACAAAAAAUAGAAAACAGGUGGCAAAAAUUUGCUUCUUUCAGGCGUCAGGGUGCAAAUGGAAGUGUAGUUAUGAAAGGUGCCAAUGGUAUCGUAGAAGAUGUAGUACCAGGUGAAUACAACCUCAAAGAUCUUGCAAAAUUCGUCGACUUACCAAAAUUACUACCGAAAGUGACCAUUGUCAAAGGGGUUUCAUGGGAGUCCAGCAAUAUUCCAAAUACAUCCGGAAACCUUGUUUUUCCGUCUGACUUUAAUGGCAUUUUAGAAGUCGAGAUUGCCACCAGCGAGCUGUUGGGGUUCUAUGGGUGCACUUUUGCCGACAGUAGAGCAGAAAAGGUUUCUCUUCCGUACCGGCAUGCUGUACAAGAUUUUACCUAUGAGAAUAAUUACUUAGCUGAUUACGUAGAAAAACAAAAUGGCGGGGCUGGUUUGGAAAGGCAUGGGUUUUCACAUCUUGAUUGUCCAUUGGAUGAAAUUUCAGGAUAUUUUAUUUUAGCAAAAAUGAUAGGGGACGAACUUCAUGUUUCGGCUUUUAAGAUUCCAAAAAGACAUACACUGUACAUUCCGGAGAAUUGCAUCCAUUCUAAUGAUUACCUGAAAGGGACCUGGCGAACCAUGUUGUCUGAUGAAACCAAUAUAGACCAUGUUCUUCUCAAACGAAAAAACUCUAAUGGCGAAGAAUCAUGCUUACAAUCUUUCACUUUUAAAUUUUCCUAA
Molecule: messenger RNA, 1607 nt
Organism: Saccostrea cuccullata (small rock oyster)
Lineage: Eukaryota; Metazoa; Mollusca; Bivalvia; Ostreida; Ostreidae
Exons: 1
Coding region: 51-1607 (518 amino acids)
Molecular function (GO): calcium ion binding
Source: RefSeq, a predicted model, not a curated record